Molecule: messenger RNA, 933 nt
Organism: Lachancea sp. 'fantastica'
Lineage: Eukaryota; Fungi; Ascomycota; Saccharomycetes; Saccharomycetales; Saccharomycetaceae
Source: the annotation of a GenBank genome assembly
AUGGAAAGCGCGUUACAAGGGGGUCAAACUUUAUCUGACAGGGCUCGAAAUCUGCAUGGCAGCAUGACUGCCAAGGGACCAAGUGCCCUGUUCACACAGCUUGAGUUGAAGGAUUUAAUCAACACAUCAUCUCUUGCAGAUCUUAUGUCCAUAGUUCAGGAACUCUUAGACAAAAACCUUCUGAAGUUGAUAAAGCAGAACAAUGAACUCAAGUUUCAAGCUGUUGACUUUGCCGAAGCUCAGAAAAAGGCUGCCAUGACAGCUGACGAAGCUCUGGUAUAUUCCUACAUCGAGGCAAGUGGACGGGAAGGCAUAUGGACAAAAACCAUUAAGGCAAGGACGAACCUGCAUACACAUGUAGUAUUGAAAUGUCUGAAGUCUCUCGAAUCUCAGCGCUAUGUAAAAAGCGUGAAAAGCGUCAAGUUUCCAACUCGUAAAAUUUAUAUGUUGUACAAUUUGCAACCUUCUAUCGAGGUCACUGGUGGUCCGUGGUUUACUGAUAGCGAACUUGACGUUGAGUUCAUUAACAGCUUGCUAACAAUUGUAUGGCGUUUUGUUGCUGAAAGAACCUACCCUAACGGGUUCAAUAACUUCACAGGUGCAAAAGAGGUUCUUUACGCGUCACACGUCAAUAACUUCGCAUCCACUAACGAUAUUUUGAAUUUCAUAAGCAGCGCCAAAGUCGCCAAUGUCGAGCUUUCUACCACUGACAUACGAUCGCUGUGCCAAGUCCUAGUAUACGAUGACAAGCUUGAGAAGAUCUCCUUCGACUGUUACCGCAUCUCGUUGCUCAGUAUCUUAGAAAUGACACAACCCGAUAAGCAAUCUGCAAAAAUUGCUGAUGAUUCUUUCUCCAUAUUCAGGUGCCGGAAUGCCAUAGCUCCCUCAUCUAAUGAUGAAGAAGCUGUUUACAUAGACGAAUGGACACUGUAG